AUGGGCGGCGAUGCGCAGGGGACGGCUGCCGUCGGUAGCGCGGCGCGACGAAGCGAAGUCGGUGCGUCAGGAGGUGCACAAGAGUGCGCCGGCGAGAUUGUUGAGAAUGGGAGCGCCCACCCUUGCCGGCGCGGCGGAACUGGGCAACGGGUGGCAGGUGACAAAGAAGGCCAGGCGGAGGGGGUUGAUGCGGCGGAGAAUGGGACUGCACCCGCGGAUCGGCCUGUGCAGUUCUCGACGUCUGCGGGCAGCCAGUGCCGUGAUUUUGGGUUCGACCAUUACGUGGUGUACGAUUUCGAGGCGACCUGCGACCAUCCCAGCCAAGUUGCACCGCAGGAAAUCAUCGAGUUUUCCUGUGUCGUCAUCGAUGCAAAGACCCUGGAAAUUCGGCCUGAUGGGUACCAGAAAUAUCUACGCCCGACUGUCAACCCUUGCCUCACCUCUUUUUGCCAACAACUCACAGGUAUAAAACAGGAGCAGGUUGAUGCUGGGGAGUCGCUCAUGGCUGUGCUGGAGGAUCACGAGCACUGGCUGGAGUCAAAAGGCAUACUAGCUGAAGGGAAGGCGUUCGUUCCUUGCACAUGGACCAACUGGGACAUGGGGGAGCAACUUGAGCUCGAGUGUUGGUGGAGACACAUCCUAAAGCCAGUAUACUUCGACCGAUGGAUAAACCUGAAGAAGCUUUUCGCCCAGCAGUACAGGUCAUGGCUGUCCCUGAAGCAGAGUGUGGCUCUGCUCAAGCUCAACUGGGAGGGCAGGAACCACUGUGGCAUGGACGAUGCCCGGAACACCGCCCGCCUGGCUGUGAAGAUGAUUCAAGACGGCGUUGAGAUGAAGGUCACUGGCUGCGUGUCAAGUUUCCAGGCUAGGCAUGUCCCCAGCGUCGGUGACUGGACGAUGCCGCCUACCAAGAAGCGCAAGUUGAUGGACGCGUGUGUUCAAACCGACGGCGGCCCUGGGGAGACGCCGGCACCAUUGUCAGCAAAUGAGACAGGGCAGGCUGGUUGCUUGGAGGUUUCGCAGAGUGGACGUGGCCCAUCUCCUGAUGCCAGGCCUUCGUCACGAGAGCCAGUCAAACAGAGCCCAGUGUGCACGACUGGCGUGAAAGACCUGCACAGUGCUGGCGAUGUCCUCUUGGGUCUGUUGAAGAGGAGUGGGGCAGCGUUGGGCGCAAGCCAAAGCCAGGGGAAGCAGGUGGUUGCUUCGAAGACUUUGGAGCCUGCCAACCGCCCUGGGCGCCCCACGGGUGGGGUGUCCCCACACCCCAUGACCAAACACCAACAGCGCAGUCGUCUCCAGUCUGCCGGUGGCGCCGCGGUGCCAGCAAGUGGUGUGAACAAAGAUGGGGAGAGGCCCGGGAUGUUUGGGACGGGCGUGGGUCCGCAGGUGUUGCCCGUUGAUGCUGCAUCUAGCCAGGGCGUUGGGCUUCCAGCAGAGGGUGCAGAAUCGCUGAAUGACCGAAUGAACCGCAUAUUGCAGUCAUUGAAGGCAAGGGGGAAGGGCUGA
This is a messenger RNA of Ostreobium quekettii, 1506 nucleotides long. Lineage: Eukaryota; Viridiplantae; Chlorophyta; Ulvophyceae; Bryopsidales; Ostreobiaceae. The record is from the annotation of a GenBank genome assembly.